Messenger RNA from Penicillium verhagenii, 1821 nucleotides. Its product is annotated as OSTA/TMEM184 family protein. Lineage: Eukaryota; Fungi; Ascomycota; Eurotiomycetes; Eurotiales; Aspergillaceae. The coding region runs from base 1 to 1821 and encodes 606 amino acids. The record is from RefSeq and is a predicted model, not a curated record. The transcript has 6 exons. Gene Ontology annotation, molecular function: transporter activity. Gene Ontology annotation, biological process: transport.
AUGAACACCGCCGCUGCCGCUGCUGCUGGUGGAGGUGGAGGAACAGGCUCCAGCCUAGCUAGAGCAAUCAUUAUUGUCACCGGUGUCUCAGCUCUAGUAGCUUCACUACUCUCUAUUGUCAAAAACUAUCGAAAGCCCCUUCUUCAGAGAUAUGUUGUGCGCAUUCUUUUGAUGGUGCCAAUAUUCGCGGCAGCUUCAUGGACGAGCAUCGUAUCCCUGACUGCAGCUCAGUUUCUUGAUCCGAUCCGUGAUAUCUAUGAGGCAUUCACUAUUUACACAUUCUUCCAGCUGCUCAUCAAUUUCCUUGGUGGUGAGCGGGCAGUAAUCAUUAUGGCCCAUGGCCGCCCACCGAUCUCCCAUGCUUGGCCACUUAACCAUUUCCUGCCGAAGGUUGAUAUCUCCGACCCGCAUACUUUCUUAGCUGUCAAACGUGGCAUCCUGCAGUAUGCCUGGUUGAAGCCCAUUCUGGCUCUCGCAUCUAUUGUGAUGAAAGCCACCGAUACAUACCAUGAAGGAUAUUUGGAUAUCGGAUCUGGCUAUUUGUGGACCGGCCUUGUGUACAAUGCCAGUGUCACCCUCAGCCUGUAUUCCCUAGCAAUGUUCUGGGUGUGUCUGCACGACGACCUCUUGCCGUUCCGCCCUGUCCCCAAAUUCCUCUGUGUCAAACUCAUCAUCUUUGCUUCAUACUGGCAAGGAUUCUUCUUGUCGAUUCUGCAAUGGCUGGGGGCUCUUGGCAAUGGUGUCGCCGGGUACACCCCGGAUAAUCUUGCUGCCGCCAUCCAGGAUAGCCUGCUGUGCUUUGAAAUGCCUUUCUUCGCCAUGGCACACUGGUAUGCAUUCUCAUGGCAUGAUUAUGCUGAUCCCACAAUAUCGGCUGCCCGUAUGCCAGUGAAGUACGCGCUUAGAGACGCGUUUGGAAUCCUCGAUCUGAUUGAGGAUACAAAGAUCACACUCCGAGGAGAGAACUAUGACUAUCGGCUCUUUGAUUCAGGCGACAAUAUCAUCGCGCACGAGGAGUCCGAUUCCCGAGUUAAGCGAGUCAUGGAUGGAAUGCGGUACGAACGAGGAGGAAAGGCAAAAUACUGGAUUCCUAAGCCGGGCGAGACUAGCAAGCCUGGAGAGACUGAUAGUCGUACCCCGCUUCUCGCUGGCGGGGGGUCCAGUGCCCGAGACCGCAACGAGAGAGGCAGCCGUAGCUCUACCGAUCGAUACCGAUCAUAUAGUGAGAUCGCAAUCGCGCUGGACGACGACGAUGAACACUUGUUCGCCAAUGCGCGUGCACUGGAAUUUGGAGACUGGAAUUAUCCUGUCAUCACCGCGAACGAAGUCCCCCGAGAUCAACGGUUACCAAUAACCAGGGGCUACCAGGGCUCCAGUCAAUCGACCGAUGGCCCAGUGAAAAAGUCCCGCACACACCGAAAAGGCCGAGCGUCGGGCAGCGACAGCAGGCGGGAUCCUAAUUCCUCGCGCAAGUCCAGUAAGAGCUCCCGUGGGCCAGGUCCCUUGCAGCGCAACGCCAGCUCCACGAGCUCCCAACAGUCACAUCGCAGUCAGCUUGUCGACCUCGUGGUGGAGAAUGAAGAAGCCGAGGAGGAAGAUCGAGCUCAGGCACAACGGGAAACUGGUUCGGCCUGGAAAGCUGAAACCCGACACUACGAGAGACCAUCUGGACAACCAAUCGAAGAAGAGAGUGAACAGCCCGAACAGCCCGACCAGCCCGACCAGCCGGCUCAGGAACACGCAACGGAGCCGGUCCAGGGGCAAGCUGCCACGCGAUGGUAUAGUGCCCUGGAAGACGACAAUGAUGUGUGGGGCAAAUGA